This is a messenger RNA of Orcinus orca (killer whale), 1708 nucleotides long. RefSeq names its product beclin 1 (gene BECN1). The record is from RefSeq and is a predicted model, not a curated record. Gene Ontology annotation, cellular component: phosphatidylinositol 3-kinase complex, class III, type II; phagophore assembly site; phosphatidylinositol 3-kinase complex, class III, type I. Gene Ontology annotation, biological process: cellular response to nitrogen starvation; late endosome to vacuole transport; autophagy. NCBI's taxonomy places the organism in Eukaryota, Metazoa, Chordata, Mammalia, Artiodactyla, Delphinidae. The coding region runs from base 146 to 1561 and encodes 471 amino acids. The transcript is spliced from 14 exons.
CAGAGCAGCUGCAGCCGUCGUGACGUCACGUCCGGUCAUGGCGGAAGUCCUCCGCUGGCCGAUCGGGAAGUAGCUGAAGGCUGGGCGAUGGCAGUCCUGGAGGCCCCGCGCCCGGACAGUCCCGAGGCCACAGUGCCCCCGCGGGAUGGAGGGGUCUAAGACAUCCAGCAGCACCAUGCAGGUGAGCUUCGUGUGUCAGCGCUGCAGCCAGCCCCUGAAACUGGACACGAGCUUCAAGAUCCUGGACCGUGUCACCAUCCAGGAGCUCACAGCUCCAUUACUUGCCACAGCCCAGGUGAAACCAGGAGAGACCCAGGAGGAAGAGGCUAACUCAGGAGAGGAGCCAUUUAUUGAAACUCGCCAGGAUGGUGUCUCUCGCAGAUUCAUCCCCCCAGCCAGUCCAUCCAGGCCAACCUUCGUGCUGAGUGUCCCUGUGGAAGACCAGCAUGGCCUUCCCUUGGGAGAGAGGAUGAUGUCUACAGAAAGUGCCAACAGCUUCACUCUGAUCGGGGAGGCAUCCGACGGCGGCACCAUGGAGAACCUCAGCCGAAGACUGAAGGUCACUGGGGACCUUUUCGACAUCAUGUCAGGCCAGACAGAUGUGGAUCACCCACUGUGUGAGGAAUGCACAGAUACUCUUUUAGACCAGCUGGACACUCAGCUCAACGUCACUGAAAAUGAGUGUCAGAACUACAAACGCUGCUUGGAAAUCUUAGAGCAAAUGAAUGAAGAUGACAGCGAGCAGCUCCAGAUGGAGCUAAAGGAGCUGGCAUUAGAGGAGGAGAGGCUGAUCCAAGAGCUGGAAGAUGUGGAAAAGAACCGUCAGAUAGUGGCAGAAAAUCUCGAGAAGGUCCAGGCUGAGGCUGAGAGGUUGGAUCAGGAGGAAGCUCAGUAUCAAAGGGAAUAUAGUGAAUUUAAACGACAACAGCUAGAACUGGAUGAUGAGCUGAAGAGUGUAGAAAACCAGAUGCGUUAUGCCCAGAUGCAGCUGGACAAGCUGAAGAAAACCAACGUCUUUAACGCAACCUUCCACAUUUGGCACAGUGGACAGUUUGGCACAAUCAAUAACUUCAGACUGGGUCGCCUGCCCAGUGUUCCCGUGGAAUGGAAUGAGAUUAACGCUGCUUGGGGCCAGACAGUGUUGCUGCUCCAUGCCCUGGCCAAUAAGAUGGGUCUGAAAUUUCAGAGGUAUCGACUUGUUCCCUAUGGAAACCAUUCGUAUCUGGAGUCUCUGACAGACAAAUCUAAGGAGCUGCCAUUGUACUGUUCUGGGGGGCUGCGGUUUUUCUGGGACAACAAGUUUGACCAUGCAAUGGUGGCUUUCCUGGACUGUGUGCAGCAGUUCAAAGAAGAGGUUGAGAAAGGCGAGACACGUUUUUGUCUUCCUUACAGGAUGGAUGUGGAGAAAGGCAAGAUUGAAGACACAGGAGGCAGCGGUGGCUCCUAUUCCAUCAAAACCCAGUUUAACUCUGAGGAACAGUGGACAAAAGCUCUCAAGUUCAUGCUGACGAAUCUUAAGUGGGGUCUUGCUUGGAAAAAUAAGCAUCAAGUUGGAAUAUAAAACACAGCUCAGAAGAUACUUGGAACUUCCGUACGCUGAGUAUGAAAGUAAGGAAAGGGAGAGAUGAGUGCAGUGACAGAAGGCUGUUUAUUUUGGGCGGAUUCCGCCUGCCUCACGUGUUGGAGAAGUCGCAGCCCUCAGUGCUCC